CACAUACAUAAAUACUCCGAACAAAUUGGUUUGGCUCAGAAUAUUGUAACUUUUUGGAUAAUUUGGAUUCUCUAAGUUAACAGUGUGUAGAAAUUAACCAACUUGUAGUCGAAAACGUAUAAAACUGUUCCAGAUCCGUAUAAAAGUAAGCCUUUUUGGGGCCAAACUACAGAAGGAGAUUUAUAUAUGUAUCCUUCAUCAGAUUCCAUAGUAUAUUACAAUCUAUUCCCUGUGAUUCCAACAAUUAAGUGGUGACAAUAUUUAGUAUGGUAAUUUUUUUGAGGGAAAGAAUGUAUGUAAAACUCACUUUUUUUCUUUCUAUUAUCUGUAUGAUAUUGGUAAUGUUUCACAUUUUCUUAUUUCCCUAAUUCUUAUGGAAUCUUAGGGCUCUGUAAAAUAUGAGUAUCAUAAAUAAUCUCAGAAGUUUCGAUUAUAAAUAUUGUAAUUUAGCAGUUCUCAGUGUUUUUGCACUGUUUCAGUCCUCAAAAUGUUUUUUUGAUAGAAACUCUGGUGACAUUAUUGGAUCAUAUAUUACCCAGAAGAAUAUAUCUGAUAAUGGUACACUUACAAAGGAUAACUAUAAGGAUUUGAAGCUGAAAAAAUUAGAUUCUUAUGGAUUCUGGGCUAUUCUAGAGGAUAGAAAAACAAAGGAAUAUAUUUACAUGAAGUCUAAAAACCUUAAAGAUGGAAUGAGUAAAUUUUUAUCCUUAAAAGAGUUCAAGGAUAAGCCCUAUUUGCUGAAAAAGAAGCUCCUAGGAUUCACUUCAAACCCUUUCAAAGAGUCUCAAACAUCAGAAUGGAUACAUACCAAAACCUCAAAAACAACUUUCCAAAGUAACCCUACCCGAAACAAUGCUGGGAUUGCUACUUUAACAGUAUUUUUGCUAGGGUUUUUCUGUACAUUAGCGUUUGGAGCUUUUAAGUCUGUAGAUAUAAUUAAAACUCUUCCAUGUGUAAACUUUAUUAAGACUUGUUGUAAGGAGAACACCAAAGUUACAAAACUCAUCGGGAAAGACCUGUCAAUUAGAAACCUUGAAGGCAAAUUAACCAAUAAUUAUUUCAAUGGCGAUGUCAUUGUAUCAGGAAAUGAUAAAAAACAAUUACUACUGAACGUAGCUGUGUAUAGAGAUUCAAAUAAUGCACCCUUCAAAUUAAUUACACUAAACAUAAAAGAAGUAAUGUAAUAUAUUGUUU
Molecule: messenger RNA, 1194 nt
Organism: Theileria parva strain Muguga
Lineage: Eukaryota; Apicomplexa; Aconoidasida; Piroplasmida; Theileriidae
Product: putative integral membrane protein
Exons: 8
Coding region: 399-1184 (261 amino acids)
Source: RefSeq, a predicted model, not a curated record